Molecule: messenger RNA, 1209 nt
Organism: Funneliformis mosseae
Lineage: Eukaryota; Fungi; Glomeromycota; Glomeromycetes; Glomerales; Glomeraceae
Source: the annotation of a GenBank genome assembly
AUGCUUGAUGUUUCGUUUUUUAUCGCAGAAAUUAUUAUCGGAUAUUGGAUUAAAUCCUUAGCAAUAAUAGCUGAUUCAUUUCAUAUGUUAAAUGAUAUUUUAAGUUUAGUAGUCGCAUUGUACGCUUUGAAGCUUGCUUCCAAAACAAACUUUUCCUCAAAAUAUUCAUAUGGUUGGCAACGGGCUGAAGUUUUAGGUGCUCUCAUAAAUGGAGUAUUUUUAAUGGCUUUAUGUUUUAGUAUUUUAAUUGAAGCAAUCGAAAGAUUAUUCGACGUACCAGAAAUUAAAAGGCCAGAAAUCAUAUUUGGAGUUGGAUGCGCAGGAUUAUUUUCGAAUAUAAUUGGAUUAUUAUUAUUUCAUGUCAUAGCUGCGCAAGAAACGGCUUUAGAAACGGAAUUAUCUGAUGAAUGUUUAUCAUCAAAUGACGACAACACAAUUAAGUCACAAACUCCUUCAAAACCCGAAAACGCACAAUAUGGUGCAUUAAGCAAGCAAAAUCUUUCUGAAUCACGAACUAGUACAAGCGAUCAAUCGCAUGAUCAUCAGCAUGAUCAACGCGAAAAAGGUCACAGUCAUGGAAAUAAAAGUCUUAAUAUGCAAGGAGUCUUUCUUCAUGUGUUGGGUGAUGCUUUAGGUAAUAUUGGGGUUAUUGGCACUGGUUUAUUCAUAUAUUUAACUAAUUUCUCAUGGAGAUUUUACGCGGAUCCUAUUGUCAGUUUAAUACUCACGGUUAUUAUUUUCUCAUCCGCGGUGCCUUUGGUAAAAAGCGCGUCAUUUAUCCUUUUGCAAGGAGUUCCCGCGGGAAUACCGAUCGAAGAUGUACGAUCAGAAAUUAAAAAGUUAACUGGAGUUUUAUCCGUUCAUGAAUUACAUAUAUGGCAACUUUCGGAUACAAAACGAAUCGGUUCGGUUCACGUGUUAUUAACACCAUCAGCCGAUUACAUGGAGAUAGCGGGUAAUAUAAGAAAAUUACUUCAUGCUCAUGGAAUUCAUUCAUCAACAAUACAACCGGAAUACGUAAAGGUUGGAUUAAAUGGAAAUGAUAGCGGUGAAACAAUCAUGGUGGUUGAAAAUUCAGAUAAAGUGCAAUUGGUCGCGAAUGAAGGUGAUCAUGAAACAGCCUGCCUACUCCGCUGUAACUUGGAUGAUACUUGUGCCAAAAAUUCAUGCUGUCCACCAACCAAACAGCCAUCAAAAGAAGCGAAAUAA